Lithohypha guttulata is the source of this 834-nucleotide messenger RNA. It is a transcript of the gene TIP41, whose product is annotated as Tap42 interacting protein. Gene Ontology annotation, cellular component: cytosol. Bases 1 to 834 code for a protein of 277 amino acids. The record is from RefSeq and is a predicted model, not a curated record. Gene Ontology annotation, biological process: TOR signaling. The transcript has a single exon. NCBI's taxonomy places the organism in Eukaryota, Fungi, Ascomycota, Eurotiomycetes, Chaetothyriales, Trichomeriaceae.
AUGGCUGUCAAUGGUCAUCGCUCCGCUGGAGCGUUCAAUACCUCAAUGCCUUCGUCGGCCGCGCCACAUAUGUACAUGGUCAGUGGCUUCCAGGUCGCGACCCAGAAGUUGCCAAUCCUCAAGGCUGGACCGAUCGAGGACAUGACAAGCAAGAUUGGAAUACAGAUACCAGAGAUGAUCUUUGGCGACAACUUUGUUGCAGUCCAGCAUGAAGCUUCAGGCUGGGGCAUCAAGUUCGACGCAUAUGGCGCAUUGGACAGCGUGGACAAGACAGGUGAGAAGAGGUUAAAGGUAGCAUACUCCAAGGAAUGGCAUCAGAGUCGCGAAGGUGCGCACGAUUUCAAAGAGCUAGAGGAGGUGAAGCCCUUUGAUUGGAGUUACACACCACAGGACUAUCGUGGAGAGGUUGCGCCGAAUUCACCCACAUUUUCGUCGAGUACCACGCAGAUACCUCUGGAAUUGCUGAGGCGACCAGAUCCUAUUCUGUUCUUCGAUGACGUGAUCCUUUACGAAGACGAGCUUGCAGACAACGGUAUCGCCAUGUUCUCAGUGAAGAUCAGAGUCAUGCCUGCCAGACUAUUACUGCUUAGUCGCUUCUUCAUGCGCCUCGAUGAUGUGCUAUUAAGGAUCAAAGAUGUGAGAGUCUACAUCGAGUUCGACACCAGGCAAGUCAUCAGAGAGUAUGUGGAGAAGGAGAAGGACUACAAUGCUGUAAAGGCGCAAUUGGCAGGUCGAAGGGACGAUGUUUCCGCGGCACUCCGAGAUGCUAACCAAAUGGCUGAAAUACUGCCGAUUGUGAAAAGAGAAGUUGAAGAGGUCACAUUACCAGGCUGA